ACAGCUCUAUGACCAAACUUUGGAACCUGAGCUAGGAGAUCGGGUCUCCAGGGCCAGGCGAGCAGCAGUCCCUGCUCGCCCCACUUUGGUGCUGCUCUGGCAGGUGAGGUCUGUGGCCAUGAAUCCUGCGCAGAUCCUUUAUGGUUCCUGAAAUAUGGCCAACAAGAGAGUCCUGGGCACUCGGCUGAGAGGUGAUGACUCUAAGCACAGCAGAAGAGACUUGGAUCAACUCAAAUUGUUGGUGUGCAGUGAAGGAUGAAGAAGAACUUCCUGAACCAAGCAUUUCUCUUGGAGCACCAUAUGUUAACACUCCAAAGGCAGCUUCUUUCUUCACACAGACAACUUACCCUUGUGACGUAUGUGGCCCCAUUUUGAAUGGUCUUUUGGAUGUGGAUGAACACGAAGGAACACAGACUGCACUUAUAACAUGUUCAUGCAGGGCAUGUGAGAAACAGUUCUGGUUAAGUGAAAGCUUUUGCCAGAACCUGAAGCAUAACACUGUAGAGAAUUCUUCACAAAAUUAUCAAGGUGAAGCCUCAUUAGUUAAGAAUUUCAAAGGUCAUGUAGAGCCUUACUCUUCAGAGAAGCCUUCUGCGUUUGAGGUGGAGCAGAGGGACCUUCAGGACAGUCCGCUUGGUCCCCAACGAAAGGUCACCUAUAGCCAGAAGAUAGCAGGGAGCAAUGAGAAUGAAGACAACUUUCAUGUUGGACAAAUGCAUUAUAAGUGUAGUGAGUGUGGGAAAGGUUUUAACCGCAAAGAUACCCUGGUGCAGCACCAGAGGAUCCACAGUGGAGAAAAGCCUUUUGAGUGCAGGGAAUGUGGGAAAGCCUUCAGCCGCAAAGCCACACUCGUCCAGCACCAGAGGAUCCACACUGGAGAAAGACCGUAUGAGUGUGGUGAAUGUGGAAAAGCCUUCAGCCGCAAAGACAACCUCGCUCAGCACAGGAGAAUCCACACUGGAGAAAUGCCGUACAGGUGCACUGAAUGUGGGAAAUACUUUAGCCAUCACUCCAACCUCAUAGUACACCAGCGAGUUCACAGUGAAUUGAGGCCUUAUAAGUGCAGUGAUUGUGGGAAAGUAUUCAGACACAAAUCUACACUUGUUCAGCAUGCAAGUAUCCACACUGGAGAAAACCCUUAUGAUUGCAGUGCUUGUGGGAAAUCCUUUGGGCACAGAUACACCCUCAUUAAACAUCAGAGAAUUCACACCCAGACAAAGCCUUUUGAAUGCACUGAAUGUGGGAAGCUUUUCAGUAGAAGCUCUGAUUUUAUAGUACACCAAAGGGUUCACACUGGGGAAAGGCCUUUUGUGUGCAGCAAGUGUGGGAAAGAUUUCAUCCGAACCUCCCACCUUGUUCGGCACCAGAAAGUUCACUCUGGAGAAAGACCAUAUGAGUGCGGCGAGUGUGGGAAAGCCUACAGUUUAAGCUCCCACCUGAAUCGGCACCAAAAGAUCCACGCAGCCGGGAGACUGUAGCAGUGCUUGCUACACAGUGUUCAGAUAGAGCUAUGUUAUACUUUCUGACCAGCUCAAGUAACUUGCCAGCGUUCUUUCACUCAGUGCAUAUGGCUGAAAUCACUUGAACUCUUCCAUCUUGGUCUUUCCAACAUCCUCUGGAAAGAAAACUUAUUUACUUAGCCCAGUCCCUGUGAUAAUUGUGAAGCACACGUGAUAACAGUAAGAUUUCCCUCUCUGUCAUAACUGACUGGUAGACAUGGAUUCAGCCAAGAUGGUCUGAGAUGUGCUUUUAUUUGGCUUGCAAAGAUAAUUUACUUCAUGGAUGUUUUUGUGUGAAAUAUUUUUAUUUGUUGAUUUGAGACAGUACUGUUAUUUGGCCUAAGCUAGCCUUGAACUUCCCUUUCCUCAGUUUCUUAGUAGCUGAGAGUUUAGACAUGUGUCAUUAUCCCGAGCUCUUUAUGAACUUUGUAACGUACUAUUUUUUUCCCAUCUUUUAUGUUAUCCAGCCAGAACAAUUACUUUUCUCCUAUUAUUCUGCUUUCCAAUGAAAAUUGCCUUAGAAUUGUGACUUUUAGUCUUAGGGAGGGUAGAGUGUAUUGAAAACAGUUAGGAUUUGACAAACUAAAGAGGUAAACAGUCCUGUAUUUUAAUAGGACAGCGAGUUACUGGAGAGCAAUUCUUAAUCCAGUUAUGGUGUUACCUUGUAUUGUUGAAAAAAGCUUCAUGGAUAAUAAUUUCAAGUAUUUGGAGGAUCUGACUUGACUGGAUUUCAGAGUUAUUUGAAGGAACACAAACUGGUUUUGCAAAAACUUGCCAUGUGCUUGAGAGCAGAAUGCAUCAUUUGCCUCAUUUCUGGUGUAUGUGCUAUCUCCUUGCACAAUUGAGGAGACCUAUAUGGCUGUAUUCUCUGGGGUUAGGAUUGGGAUAUAUGCUACCAUAUAUAUAACCCAAAGUGCUGCUAAACAAUAGUAUGGAAAUAGUGAAUGUGAAUAUUUGGAAUUACAGAUUAAUUUUAAUUAACUACAGGGGAAAUUCUUUUUUUGAAUUUUUAUUUUUGGUAAGAACAUUCUUAAAUGUUCUAUUCAUGAUAGCUGUGUAGGAUAAGAAGAUUUGUAGAAUUCUUCAGGAUAAAGUGCUGUACCACUUAGAACCAAGGUUAUUAAUUCAACAUAGAUUUUUUUUUCUGGAUUCCUAUGCCUUCCUGAGAUCUUUGCCAAAUGUCUUUGCUUUAUAGGUAGUAACCCCAAGAGAAGAGUGAUAUGAUUCAAAAACAUAACUUUUGUGAGUUGCCAGAAUUCUUGGUUAUAGAGGAAAUGUCCUUUGUUGCUUACAACUGGGGAGAUGGAUUCCUAAGGCAUGUGCAGUGAUAUGGUAGAAUUACUAUAUUAAUAUCCGCUUGUUUGAUUUUACAGUAGAAGUAGGUGGUCUAGAAAAUUAUUUUAAUUAUUUUUAGGCUUUAUGGAGUAUAAUCAGCAUACUCGAUCUAUACUGUGUAGUUUGAUAUAUGUGUGCAUACUGUAAAGCCGCUCUAGCAGUGAUGUUGAUCAUACCUCAGAGUUCUAAAUUUACCUUCAGGAUUCUUCUCAAUAUCCUUCUUCAUGCUCUUCACUCAAUUCCUAGGCAGCCACGAAUUUUACUGUAUAUAUGUUCUUCAAGAGGUUAUAUGUCAACGUGACUACCAAGUGUUUAUGUACAUUUUGUCUUCUGUUUGUCUGAAUAGCUAAUUUGACAUGUGUUUGUGUCAUGUGUGUAAAUAGCUUAUUUAUUAUUGACUACUGGAAAUAUAGAUUUACUACAAUUACUUGAACUGGGCGGUGGUGGCGCACGCCUUUAAUCCCAGCACUUGGGGGGCAGAGGCAGGCGGAUCUCUGAGUUCGAGACUAGAGCUAGUUCCAGGACAGGCUCCAAAACCACAGAGAAACCCUGUCUCGAAAAACCAAAAAAAAAAAAAAAAAAAAAAAAAAAAAAAAAAAAAAAAAAAAAAAUACAAUUACUUGAUUAUCAUAUAGGUAUGGGAGAAUUGUCUGUAUUCUGUCAAUCAUGUUAUAAAUGAGAAAAGGAGAAUUCUGGAAAGGAGGAAGUUGAUUCCUCCCUCUCCUGCCCAGAUCACCAAAGCAGCAAGAUGUGAUCUGCUCCACUGAAAAAGGUACUGAGUCACAUGGCUCACAUAGAUCAGAAAAAUGGGUUAAUCAAGAUGUGAGAGUUAGCCAGUGAGAGGCUAGAGCUAAUGGGCCAAUCAGCUUAUAAUUUAUGGAGACCUAUGUGUGAUUUUCUUUGGGGCUAAACAGUUGUGGGGUAUCAGGCGAGACAGAAACCACAACAAGCAGCCUGGCCAGCCUUCAUGCUACAGACCCGUUGCUGUAACAACAAACAAGCCAGGUCCCCAUGCAUGUUACAUCAUAUUUGUCAUUUUUCUUGCUCCGUUUUCUAAAUAUUAAAAACAAUUAUUACCAUUUGAACUUCUUCUGUUGAGAAUUCCCUGUUCAGUUCAGUGUGGCCAAAAGACACUUAAGGUCAUGCUCAACCUCCUUAGCGAUCAGGGAAAUGCAAAUCAAAACAGCUUUGAGAUAUCAUCUUACACCUGUCAGAAUGGCUAAAAUCAAAAACACCAAUGAUAACCUUUGCUGGAGAGGAUGUGGAGUAAGGGGUACACUCAUCCAUUGCUGGUGGGAAUGCAAACUUGUGCAACCACUUUGGAAAGCAGUGUGGCGGUUUCUCAGGAAAUGUGGGAUCAACUUACCCCAGGAUCCAGCAAUACCACUCUUGGGAAUAUACCCAAGAGAUGCCCAAUCAUACUACAAAAGCAUUUGUUCAGCUCUGCUCAUAGCAGCAUUAUUUGUAAUAGCUAGAACCUGGAAACAACCUAGAUGCCCUUCAAUGAAAGAAUGGAUAAAGAAAGUGUGGAAUAUAUACAUAUUAGAGUACUACUCAGCGGUAAAAAAACAAUGACAUCUUGAAUUUUGCAUGCAAAUGGAUGGAAAUAGAAAACACUAUCCUGAGUGAGGUAACACAGAUCCAAAAAGAUGAACAUGAGAUGUACUCACUCAUAAUUGGUUUCUAGUCAUAAACAAAGGACAUUGAGCCUAUAAUUUGUGAUCCUAGAGAAGCUAAAUAAGAAGGUGAACCCAAAGAAAAACAUAUAGUUAUCCUCCUAGAUAUUGGCAGUCGACAAGGUUGCCAGGCAA
Messenger RNA from Chionomys nivalis (European snow vole), 4645 nucleotides. It is a transcript of the gene Znf134, whose product is annotated as zinc finger protein 134. Gene Ontology annotation, molecular function: DNA-binding transcription repressor activity, RNA polymerase II-specific. The record is from RefSeq and is a predicted model, not a curated record. Gene Ontology annotation, biological process: negative regulation of transcription by RNA polymerase II. Lineage: Eukaryota; Metazoa; Chordata; Mammalia; Rodentia; Cricetidae. Bases 195 to 1478 code for a protein of 427 amino acids. The transcript has 3 exons.